Molecule: messenger RNA, 522 nt
Organism: Nilaparvata lugens (brown planthopper)
Lineage: Eukaryota; Metazoa; Arthropoda; Insecta; Hemiptera; Delphacidae
Product: pre-mRNA-splicing factor 38B-like
Exons: 1
Coding region: 1-522 (173 amino acids)
Source: RefSeq, a predicted model, not a curated record
AUGCAAGAGGCAAGAGGCAAGAAGCAACAUGCAAGAGGCAAGAGGCAAGAAGCAACAUGCAAGAGGCAGAGGCGAGAAGUAAGAGGAGAAGGCAAGUGGCAAAAGGCAAGAGGCAAGAAGCAACAUGCAAGAGGAAAGAGGCAAGAAGCAACAUGCAAGAAGCAAGAAGCAACAUGCAAGAGGCAAGAAGCAAGAGGAAAGAGACAAGAGGCAAGAGGCAGAAGCAAGAAACAAGAGGCAAAGACAAAUGGCAAAAGUCAAGACGCAAGAAGCAACAUGCAAGAGGAAAGAGGCAAGAAGAAACAUGCAAGAGGCAAGAGGCGGAAGCAAGAAACAAGAGGCGAAGGCAAGUGGCAAAAGGCAAGAGGUAAGAAGCAACAUGCAAGAGCAACAUGCAAGAGGCAACAUGCAAGAGGCAAGAAGCAACAUGCAAGAGGCAAGAAGCAACAUGCAAGAGGCAAGAGACGAGAGGUAAGAAGAAGCAAGAGUCAAGCAAAAAGCAAGAAGAAGAAGCAAGAGUAA